UCUCUCUCUCUCUCUCUCUCUCUCUCUCUCUCUCUCUCACAACAGUGUGAGUGGAAAUGGAGACUUCGCCAUCGAUCCCGAUCGGUUCUUGUACGAAGGAGCACCAGAAGAUCUACAAGGAAUGGUUCAACAUCGCCGAUUCGGACGGCGAUGAUCGCAUUUCUGGGAAUGAUGCUACGAUAUUCUUCGCGAUGUCAAAGCUCUCUCGUCAGGAACUUAAACAGGUUUGGGCAGUUGCGGAUUCUAAGCGACAGGGGUUUCUUGGUUUGGCAGAGUUCAUCACCGCGAUGAAGCUCGUCUCGUUGGCACAAGAUGGACAUGAAAUUACUUCAGAUCUCCUGAAAGGUUCGGUUGACAUCAAGAGUAUAGAACCCCCUGUGUUGGAAGGGUUGGAAAACUUGAAGCAGAAAGCAUCAAAGGCAUGCACUAAUGCCGAAGAAAAUGUUGCAGGAGCUACCCAGCCACAAGUCGUGCCGAAAGCUCCUUGGUUCAAAUCAAAACCUAUCACAAAGGCACCGGAAAAUGUGGUUACUAUUGUUGAUGGCUUGAAAAGGUUAUACAAUGAAAAGCUAAAGCCACUUGAAAUGACAUAUCAUUUCAAUGAUUUUGCAUCUCCAUUACUGACGAAUAGUGAUUUUGAUGCCAAACCCAUGGUAAUGCUUUUGGGACAAUAUUCCACUGGAAAAACAACAUUUAUCAAACACUUGCUCGGGUGUGAUUAUCCAGGUGCUCACAUUGGACCAGAGCCAACAACGGAUAGGUUUGUGGUUGUUAUGACUGGGCCAGAUGAGAGGACCAUACCUGGAAACACAAUGGCAGUUCAGGCUGACAUGCCAUUCAAUGGGCUAACGAGUUUCGGAGGUGCUUUUCUAUCUAAAUUUGAGUGUUCUCAGAUGCCACACACGCUUUUGGACCAAAUUACUUUGGUAGACACUCCUGGAGUUCUUUCUGGAGAGAAGCAACGGACACAAAGGAGUUAUGACUUCACGGGUGUGAUCUCAUGGUUUGCAGCUAAAUGUGAUAUGAUUCUUCUUCUCUUUGAUCCACAUAAGCUUGAUAUCAGUGACGAGUUCAAGCGUGUGAUUGCUUCUUUACGUGGAAAUGACGACAAGAUACGCGUUGUUUUAAACAAAGCCGACCAAGUCGAUACUCAGCAGCUAAUGAGAGUGUACGGAGCAUUGAUGUGGUCUCUCGGGAAAGUGCUGAAUACCCCAGAGGUUGUUCGUGUCUAUAUCGGCUCGUUCAACGACAAACCCAUCAAUGAAUCUGCUGUUGGUCCGUUAGGGAAAGGACUCUUUGUGAAAGAACAAAAUGAUCUUCUAGCAGAUCUAAUGAACAUUCCCAAGAAGGCCUGUGAUCGAAAGAUAAACGAAUUUGUGAAGCGAGCUCGAGCUGCAAAGAUUCAUGCUUACAUAAUGAAUCAUCUCAAGAAAGAAAUGCCAGUGAUGAUGGGCAAAUCCAAAGCUCAACAAAGGCUUAUGGACAAUCUCCAAGAAGAAUUCGGAAAGGUCCAAAGAGAGUUUCAUCUUCCUGCCGGGGAUUUUCCGAAUGUGGAGCAUUUUAGGCAAGUGCUGAGUGGAUACAACAUCGAUAAAUUCGAGAGGUUGAAGCCGAAGAUGAUUCAGGCUGUAGACGAUAUGCUCGGAUACGAUGUUCCAGACCUUCUGAAGAAAUUUAGGAACCCAUAUGACUAAUAAUAUCAUAAGCGGAUUCACACAAAUAAAGAUGUGAUAUGGUUGGAUCUAUGAGAUUUGG
Tarenaya hassleriana is the source of this 1755-nucleotide messenger RNA. Its product is annotated as EH domain-containing protein 2. Gene Ontology annotation, biological process: endocytosis; endosomal transport. Gene Ontology annotation, cellular component: cytoplasm; plasma membrane; intracellular membrane-bounded organelle. The transcript has 17 exons. The record is from RefSeq and is a predicted model, not a curated record. Gene Ontology annotation, molecular function: GTP binding; protein binding; calcium ion binding. The coding region runs from base 57 to 1694 and encodes 545 amino acids. NCBI's taxonomy places the organism in Eukaryota, Viridiplantae, Streptophyta, Magnoliopsida, Brassicales, Cleomaceae.